UUCUCCGUCCUCACGGGCCUCUGUUGGGCCAUGGAGCCCAUUUGUGGCCAAGCCUACGGUGCCAAUAACCACAAACUCCUCCACAAAACUCUACUCAUGACCGUGAUCCUACUACUACUAACUACCCUUCCUAUUUCCUUGUUAUGGCUCUACACGGACAAAAUCCUCACACUCUUUGGCCAAAACAGAGAAAUCACAGCUCUGGCUAAAAACUGUGUGUUAUAUCUCCUCCCAGACCUUUUACUUACCUCGUUUCUUGCUCCCUUAAAGGCCUACUUGAGCUCACAGAGUAAAACGCUGCCAAUUAUGUUCAGCUCAGGUGUGGCAGUAGCUUUUCACCUGCCGUUCAACAUUUUCCUUUCUAAGAUCAAGGGGAUAGAAGGCGUCGCGCUGGCUACUGCGCUGACGGAUCUCAGUGCGACGAUCAUGCUCGCUUUCUACGUGCUGGCCACGGAGUCAUGGAUCUACGAAGGAUGGUGGAAGCAGCAGCUGAGCGAAUGGACGCGACUGUUGACCCUCUCGGCUCAGUGCUGCUUCAGCGGCUGCCUCGAGUGGUGGUGCUACGAGAUUCUUAUACUUCUUGCGGGCAGAACGCAGGACGCUCAGUGCAAUGUUGCGGUCCUGACCUUAGUCCUCAACUUCGAUUACUUCUUGUACGGUGUGAUGGUCUCGUUGUCGACCUGCGCAUCGACGAGGGUGUCCAACGAGCUUGCUGCGGCUGGCCGAGCCGCGUGCAGCCGCCCCUUUCGGUUUGCGCUCGGGGUUGGUGGCCGGCCCGGAGUUGUGUGGGUUAUUGAUGGUUGGUCCAUUAAAGCAGAAUGGGGGAAUUUUUGUUUCAGUCAGUGGACAGGCGGACGUCGCGUUGAAGAUGUGUAG
Asparagus officinalis (garden asparagus) is the source of this 876-nucleotide messenger RNA. Its product is annotated as protein DETOXIFICATION 56-like. The annotation marks the transcript as partial. Gene Ontology annotation, cellular component: membrane. NCBI's taxonomy places the organism in Eukaryota, Viridiplantae, Streptophyta, Magnoliopsida, Asparagales, Asparagaceae. The record is from RefSeq and is a predicted model, not a curated record. Gene Ontology annotation, molecular function: antiporter activity; xenobiotic transmembrane transporter activity. The transcript has a single exon. Gene Ontology annotation, biological process: transmembrane transport.